Molecule: messenger RNA, 861 nt
Organism: Anopheles maculipalpis
Lineage: Eukaryota; Metazoa; Arthropoda; Insecta; Diptera; Culicidae
Exons: 5
Coding region: 1-861 (286 amino acids)
Source: RefSeq, a predicted model, not a curated record
AUGUUGCUGAUCUAUGUGGCCAUCGUUUUGAUCGCAGGAGCCAACCGUGUCUUUGCCAAAUGUACAGUGCCUACCAAACACUACACCACACUUGGCUGUGAACCAAGCGAAGAACCCAACGCACAAGGAUGUCCACGAUGGUUCAACUGCUCGACGCUGGAGCAUCGCGCUAGUGAUAAGUGUUAUCUGUACGGGAAAACGUACGAACUGCACGCUCACGUACCGGACGAGAAGGUGAAGUCGUCCUGCUUAGCACUGUGCACUUGUCAAAUGAAUUCACGACGAGGUGUGGCUGAGUUUCACUGUGCCCACAUCGACUGUCCAGAGUUCUUAUCGCCCCACCGGGCUGGCUGUGUGCGCCAGUAUCGAACAAAUGAUUGCUGCUCAUCGAGACAGGCUUGUGGUGAAAAACGGGCCAAUCUACCGAAGUGUUCCGUCGGCAGUGUGACAUACUACGAGGGAGAACGUAUGCAUUUUAAGGACGAUCCUUGCCUAACGUGCAUUUGCACACAGCACUUCAACGAGAGUGAUCCUUUCGCGCAGGCCAAAUGCUACACGAACGAGUGUGCUUUUGAGCUAAUUUCACCCUCGGUUAUUGCGAACGGUGGUGCACCGGUGUACUACGGAAAGCGAUGCUGUCCUUGGGAGUGGAGAUUGCCAAAACCAGAGGAUCGAAUCAAUAGAGCAAAGGACAUCAUUCCAAGGGCGUUGGACGGAGCAAGGAUUGAAAAAACGUGCAUUUACGGUGACUUAACGUUGCGUGUUGGAGAAUCUUUGAUUCCGGAUGUCACACCCGUAGGCAUUUACGAAUGCUUCUGUGCCAUACCACCGAUGGUUCAUUGUAUCUUGAGGGCUGUAUAG